Arabidopsis arenosa is the source of this 1138-nucleotide messenger RNA. The record is from the annotation of a GenBank genome assembly. Lineage: Eukaryota; Viridiplantae; Streptophyta; Magnoliopsida; Brassicales; Brassicaceae.
AACUGCGCAGAGCCAGAACAAACGAAUCCUCCGGCGAAAGUUACGGCGAAGAGACGUCGUCUAACUCCGAUUACAAGGAGAAAACUCAAGGAAAAUUAAACAAGGGUGAGAUGGGAAACCAGAAAUUAAAGUGGACGGGAGAGGAAGAGGAGGCGUUACUCGCCGGAAUUGGAAAGCACGGUCCUGGUAAGUGGAAGAAUAUUCUCCGGGAUCCUGAAUUCGCUGAUCAGCUCAUCCAUCGCUCCAAUAUCGACUUAAAGGAUAAGUGGCGUAACUUGAGUGUUGCCCCUGGUACUCAAGGUUCAACUAAUAAGGCACGACCCACAAAAGUCAAAGAGGAAGGCCCUGCAGUUGCAAUUGAUGAUAUCACUAAUCCACCUCCUAAUACUAUCCCUACUAUUCCACCUCCUCCCAAUCAGCGUAUUUUACCUUCUGAGUUGAUCCCUGAUGAAAAAGGUAACAUUGUGGUGGAUACAAAGAAUGUUCCCAGGUAUGACGGGAUGAUAUUUGAAGCUCUCUCUGCUUUAGCGGAUGGUAAUGGAUCUGAUGUCAGUUCCAUUUUUCAUUUCAUUGAGCCUAGGCAUGAAGUACCGCCAAAUUUUAGGAGAAUCCUUAGUUCAAGACUGAGGAGGCUUGCAGCUCAGAGCAAACUUGAAAAGGUUAGCACCUUCAAAUCUUUGCAGAACUUCUAUAAGAUACCGGAUCCAUCAGGAACAAAAAAACCUGCCCCAAAAACAAAGGAGACACAUACGAAGCUGCGCCAAGCAAACAAUCAGGCUUCUGCUAUUUCACUACAGAUGAUCGAGGAAGCUGCAAUAACCGCUGCCUGUAAAGUCGUAGAGGCAGAGAAUAAAAUAGACGUAGCCAAACUAGCAGCAGAAGAGUUUGAGAAGAUGAGUAAACUUGCCGAAGAAACCGGAAAACUCCUGCUGAUAGCUAAUGAGAUGCAUGAACAAUGUUCUGGUGGCGAGCCUAUGCUCUUGGCUUGAGUCUAUGGGACAUUCCUUGUAGCUCACCAGUCUCUCCGUUAAUAUAUAAACAAAAUUAAUUUACUAGACGUUGGCUCUGUUUGUGAGUAAUUUCAGAGUCUGCUUUUUGUUUUGAUUUCCGGAACCUAUAAUACAUAUUACUUCAACUU